This is a messenger RNA of Teleopsis dalmanni, 1081 nucleotides long. It is a transcript of the gene asf1, whose product is annotated as histone chaperone asf1. Lineage: Eukaryota; Metazoa; Arthropoda; Insecta; Diptera; Diopsidae. Gene Ontology annotation, cellular component: nucleus. Gene Ontology annotation, molecular function: histone binding. Gene Ontology annotation, biological process: DNA replication-dependent chromatin assembly. Bases 280 to 987 code for a protein of 235 amino acids. The record is from RefSeq and is a predicted model, not a curated record. The transcript has 3 exons.
UGUAUCACCACUUUACUGCCAUAACGUAAGAAUGACCUUGUCAUAUUUUGAAGUAUUAAGUCUGGCAUCACAUCGAUAACAGUGUUGUUUGGCGGGAAAUGAGGUUAUCCGAUUAGUUUUUCGCACCAAAAUGAAUCCAAUUUGGCAUCUCUCUUCCGAAGAAUUGUUAAUAUCAACAAAUAAUCCUUGGAAAUAACUCUUGAGCAAAUAAUUUGUCGCGCCGCUUGUACUCGGAAUUUUCUUUUGUCGUUUCUCAGCAGCGCAUAUUGCGAAAUUGUGAUGGCAAAAGUACACAUAACAAAUGUUGUCGUUUUGGACAAUCCAAGCAGCUUUUUCAAUCCAUUUCAGUUCGAAUUGACAUUUGAAUGCAUUGAAGAAUUGAAGGAGGAUUUAGAAUGGAAAAUGAUUUACGUCGGUUCGGCUGAGUCAGAGGAGUACGACCAAGUAUUGGACACAAUAUAUGUUGGCCCGGUGCCAGAAGGUCGUCAUAUAUUUGUUUUUCAAGCUGAUCCACCUGAUGUUACAAAGAUACCAGAACAGGACGUUGUUGGUGUUACAAUAGUGUUAUUAACGUGCUCAUAUCGCGGCCAAGAGUUUGUUAGAGUAGGAUAUUUUAUAAAUAAUGAUUACGUUGACCCUGAACUAAAAGAAAAUCCACCAACAAAACCAUUAUUUGAUAAACUGACUCGCAAUAUACUUGCUACGAAGCCACGUGUUACGCGUUUUAAAAUAAACUGGGACGAUGCAACAAACGGUUUGGCUAAUGGUAACGGACAUACUAAUACACAUUGUAUGGACGAUGAUGAAAUGUAUUGCGGAGACGGACCAUCAACUUCUGCUGCUGCCGUUGGAAUAACAAAUAUAGGAGAACAUGCAAAUUCUAAUACACCGGAUGGAACAAUGGAUGAUAACAGUUUGGCAAUGCCAAUAGAAAAUGGUGUGACUGCUUUAAACGACAACUCUAAUUCGUUGGCAAUGGAGUGCUAGUAUGUCGUUUAAUAAUAUGCCAAUUUUAAUAAUAAGUUCUCAACUGAAUAUAAAUGAAAUUGAAAAUUGUUUAAGUUCAUACUAAUGUUUAUUU